AUGCUCCCUUCACCUUCGACACCGAGAUCCACCCGCCGCGGCAAUGAGCGCUUCGAUCACAUCAUCCGCGAAGAGGUAGCAGCAGAUCACCCGCACGACCCGCAUACGUGGGAUUUUAAGGGCGCAACUCGCGACUCCGUCUUUGCUCCGAGCUUCGGCGAGGGCUAUGAGAAGCGGCAGCAGCAGCCCUUUUGGCGAAAAGCACUCAUGGCGCUGCGGGAACGGCGGAAUAGGAUCGCCGCUACAAAUACUGCGGCUGACUAUGAGGACCCGUCAAAUCAUGAGAGGCUGGGCGGUGUCCGCUUCCGCCAGAAGUACAGUCCAUCGUUGUCAGUCUGGAGGAUCGCUCGCAAAAUCGGCCUUGUUUUCCUCGCCAUGCUUGCUUCCAUCCUAUGCUUCUUUGGCAUCGUUCAUAUAGUCAACAUACUCAUCAAUCUGGGACCGAUUUUCUACCAGGACGAAACAUACGAUAUUCCAUCACGCUUGAGUAACUCUGGUUAUGACAGCCCCUCUGAUGUCACGCGCGACAUCCAGCCCCUGCCAUGCCAUAGCCACAAUGAUUACUGGCGCCGUCUUCCACUCUUCGAAGCCAUUAGCUAUGGGUGUGUAGGCGUUGAAGCCGACGUCUGGCUAUUUCCGGAUUCAUCGAGCGAGCCAGAGCUUUACGUCGGCCACAAUACCGCCGCACUCACUCCAGAACGUACCUUUCGCAGUCUCUACGUCGAUCCAAUCACCGAACUCCUGGACCGCACCAACUCUCCCGCCUCUCGAUCUAUCUCUCAUGAAUCCGCGCCUGUACGACCGAAUGGUAUUUGGGACGUGGACCCUUCACAGACUCUCGUCCUCCUUGUAGAUUUCAAGAACGACGGCGAGAGCAUUUGGCCCGUUGUACAAGACCAUCUCGAGCCCCUCCGCUCCCGAGGCUAUCUUACUUAUUGGGAUGGUAAGAGCACUGUAGAGGGCCCAGUCACUGUUGUGGCUACUGGGAACGCUCCCUUCGAUCUUCUAAACUCCAACUCGACGUACCGGGAUAUUUUCUACGACGCACCGCUGGACAUGCUCUUUGAAGAGCCUGAACCUAUCCCUGGGAUCAGCCCGUCGCAGCACGAGCUCUCUUAUUUGAUAACCACUUCAUCCAGCAAAGAAAGCACGCAGCUUCCCUCCGGCCCAAAUGCGGAUAGCUUCAACAGCAGCAACUCAUACUAUGCAUCUGUGUCGUACCCAAAGUCUGUAGGCCGAGCCCACUGGCUCAACGGUGAGCCUACUGCGCAUCAGCUGCAUUUGGUGCGUGGUCAGAUCCGAGGCGCGAAAAGGAGAGGCCUCAAGCCACGAUACUGGGGUACACCAAAUUGGCCGAUAGCAAUACGUAACAAGAUGUGGGAGGUGUUGGUGGAGGAGGGGGUUAGUUUUUUGAACGUCGACGACUUGCAGGCCGCGACGACCUGGGAUUGGGAAACUAGACGGCACAGGACGUGGUUCUGGCGAUGA
Molecule: messenger RNA, 1488 nt
Organism: Lasiodiplodia theobromae
Lineage: Eukaryota; Fungi; Ascomycota; Dothideomycetes; Botryosphaeriales; Botryosphaeriaceae
Product: Rrna biogenesis protein
Exons: 2
Coding region: 1-1488 (495 amino acids)
Biological process (GO): lipid metabolic process
Molecular function (GO): phosphoric diester hydrolase activity
Source: RefSeq, a predicted model, not a curated record